Aspergillus chevalieri is the source of this 3333-nucleotide messenger RNA. Its product is annotated as Fibronectin type III domain protein. NCBI's taxonomy places the organism in Eukaryota, Fungi, Ascomycota, Eurotiomycetes, Eurotiales, Aspergillaceae. Gene Ontology annotation, molecular function: protein binding. Bases 1 to 3333 code for a protein of 1110 amino acids. The record is from RefSeq and is a predicted model, not a curated record. The transcript has 3 exons.
AUGAACAAAAUUUUUCGGCCCUCGACAUUUACGAAUUACUCAAAUCUGUGUCUCUCUUGUCCAUACCCGCGUCCAUGGAGAUUCGACGCGGGGAUGUAUGAGCCGUUGCACCUCACCUUUGACGCCUACCCUAGCGUGGUUCCGCGAGUGAGGGUCCGAGGCGCCAUGGCUCUCUUCCUGGCAGUGACUAUCUUAUGGGCUUUGAUUUGGCUGUUGUACCGCGCCUGGCAGGUUUGCCAGACUUCGAAUGAAGUUCUGGUGGAAAAGCUCGGCUUGGAUAUUCCUCCGCCGCCAGAGCUCACUCUCGAAGACAUCACCGCUCAUGAGAUUCACAUUGCUUGGAAACAACCGGAUUUUCAUAAUUCCAUCCAUAAACACAUUAUCCAAUUGAACGGUAGCAAAGUGGGCGAAACCAAACGGGCAGAGACGGCAGUCGAGAUCUUGAACCUGGUCCCAGGGACCAUCUACCACAUCUGUGUUCUUUCGGUCAGCGCAGCGAAUUUUCAGACCCCGAGUGCUAUCCUUCAUGUGCGAACGAGUUCGUCGCCCUUGUCGCGAUCUGACGGAAAUGAUGCGAUCGGAAGUCCCACCAUUCGCGCUUCGAUUCCCCGGUCGACCACUGGCUUUGCAGCUCCGUCCGCUCCCGUGAUGACCCGUGAACAGAGCGGAGGAGGCUUAUUACAAUCGAAACGACCCCAGGUUGGGCGAAAACAGUCUCCCAUGGCGAGUGGAGUGGAUGUUUCGCAAGGGCAACCAGAGGAAGUUCAGAAGAGCACGGCACAGGACGACGGGGAUGAAACUCUCGAACAGCUCGCCGAUCGAUUGAAAUCUUUGCAGCAUGAAAAUGAGAACGUGGAUAAAUCGAUGGCUGAAGAAGAAGAGGAGCACAUUGCAUUGUUGAAGAAUCUUGAAAGGCAGCGCGAUGAUAUGCGGAGGCGCGUGAAGGAAAAGGAUGAGGCAAGCAACGAGUUAAGGAAACAUGUUUACAAGUUGGAAAGCGUCAAUCGCACCGCGCAAGGUGAAAAGUCCAAACGGGAACGACUUUUGCAGCAAAAGGAAGCAGAGCGUCAGAAACGAAAGAACGACAUUAUUCGAUGGCAGGAGCAGAUUGCGAAGAUGACGGCCGAUGCUGCACAUGUGAAGGAAGAGAAAUCUCGUCUGGAGGAGCAGAGAAAAAGGCGCACAAAUGAAGUCAAAGAGAAGAUCGCCAAGGAACAAUCUGAAAUGAAGGGCAUUGACGAUGAUAUUCAGGACAAAGGCGGACGCGUCAAGAAAUUAGAGGAGGAGAGGAAGGGACACCAGGGAGGCGACAACGAGGAUGGCAAGGAACUGGAUCGAAUUGACAACGAACGCGCGCGCCAAUGGGAAAUCAAGCUGGGUAACUUGCAGUCGCGUUAUGCUGCUCUUGUUGCCCUCCAUGCUCAGACCCAGCAGAAUUACCAAGAUGCACAAGAGCGUCUGAAAUGGCUUGCAAGCCAGCGUCCCGGCAGUACUGGUCCGUUUUCCCUGCCAGCUCUGGAUCUGGAUUUGUCGAACGCAGCGACCAUCCGUCCGCGUCGUCACCGCAGUUCGCUGGCAAGUAACGUUUCCUCGCCCAUCAACUUCGCAGGGAUCGACCCCUCCUUCAUCAACUACAAUCCCCCCUCCACCAGUUCGCCAACUUUCGGUCCAAGCUCAGCGUUUUUCAAUGUCAAUAACGGGAUGGCUUUAUCCGGUGUAUCGGAUCUGCCAGAAGCGUUGCGCAGCGACCUAGAUUUGUCUUUCAAUAACCCCCAGAUGAGUCCCCGCGCGGAUUCCCUACUCCCCUCCGACCUUCUGGGAGAUGAAAUGGAAUCACCAGAACUUCCGCAUCCCGCUGUUCGCUCACGAUUUCCAAACCUUGAACGCAACCCGCAGAUUGAACCUUUUCCUCAUGGACCUCCGUCCCCGGGCUCUUCCGGAAGUCAGCCCGGGAGCCUUUUUGCAAGCCCACACGAGAACCAUAACCAACAGGAAAGUGACUCGCAGCAGGUGUCUUUGGGGAUUGCGGAGGACGCUCCGAAAAGUGCGUCACGAAGACUUUCUGGUCUUUUCGGUUUUAAUCGACCUCGCGGGAAAACUCUUGCCGACGAACCGCCUUUGCUAGGCACCCUAAAGCCAGGUCAAAGUCAGUCUUAUCCACGAAACAUGGACGAUAUGGAUCCUAUUGGUUCUAGACGUCGCCGGCUAAGUCAUACAGGCAAUUGGCCAAACCCGAUAUCCUUGUUUCCCAGAAGCAGCACAAAUAAUGUGACUGCCGACAGUUCUUCAGAUCAGGCACCUUCGCGGCGGGCUGCUUUCUCCAACAUUUUCUCCUCUAGCAGGUUUGGCUUUGGUCAUGGUGCAUCCAAGCACGGAGAGAGCUCAGAUCUAAGUACCGGGUAUAACCAGUUCAGCCCCAGACAUGAUCCGAUUGACCCGUCUUCGAUCCUGGGUACCGUCCGGCGCGGCUCGUUGUCACCAAGACCAUCAUCGACUUUCUCGUUUGACAACCAGUUACCUCAUCCUUCGACGGAUAACCGGCAUUUUGGAUGGCCAUCGGCAGAUAAAUCAGACCACCGGAGUCCACUGGGGUUUGAUUGGGCUUCGCCAUCCACCUGGUCUAGAGGUCUUACACGUCGGCCUUCGUAUGGCUCCUCCGGCCACUUGCCUCUGGGUCUAAGUGGAGAACCGGAUUUCCUCCAGGAUUCUUCUAUCGAGAGACAGAGCCGUCCUCUGCAGGCUCCCAUCGGAACUCGUCCUUCAUCAUCCCAUCGACCAGCAACGCCCAAGUUGAACCCUACGGCACCCUCAUUUACGACCAUCUUUAGCGAGGAGUCGGGCAAGGAUAAAGGCAAAGAGCAAGACGCGAAUGAAUCAUUUGACUUCCAGAUGGACGAUGGGUCGCCCUCUGAAUCACGGGUCUCCCGGGAUUCUCGAUCGUUGUCUAUUUUCACUGAUUCUUACGAAUCCCUGGAUCGGGUGCCAUCGAGCAGUUCUCUCGACAAUAGUGCUUCAAAGGAGUCGUUCAUUCGAAAGCUCACGCGCAAGGGCAGUUCCAGCAAGUUCAGCUCGUGGAAGGAUCGGUCCGGUCUCUUUUCUAGGAAAGGUGAUUCCUCACAGGGUGACAUUGAUGAAGAUCGCGCCAGUGAAGCCCAACUUGGAAAGAGCGUAGACAGUACCACUUCUAGUGCUCCUUCGGCGGACAAGUCAACGCGGAGCCUCAACAUCUUCAGUCGCAAGUCAAAAAAGUCUGAUAAGGCCACGAGCGAGCCAAGUGAGCGAGCCAGCGAGGCCGGGGACGAAGAAACUCCUGUCGAAGCUACGGCAUCUUGA